Cladocopium goreaui is the source of this 768-nucleotide messenger RNA. Lineage: Eukaryota; Dinophyceae; Suessiales; Symbiodiniaceae. The record is from the annotation of a GenBank genome assembly.
AUGAACGCUUUGGGGUUCGAGUUGUCGACCAUCUUUUACGGCGCUUUCAUGAGGUGGUAUGCGACUUUGAUGCCAACUGCCACAGUGUUCCGGUUCUGGGAUGCUCUCCUCUUCCAGUCCACCAAUCCAAAGACACAGUCCUUGGGUGGCCGCGACUACUUGAUCAACUUGGCCUUUGCCACCCUGCAAGUCAAGCGAAAUGAGCUCAUGGAAUGCGAGAGCGCUGCAGAAAUGAAGGGCGUGGUGCUGGGUUUCCUCGGUUCUUUGUACGACACUACAACUGUGAUUGAUCUCGUUCACGCAGCAGAUUUGUACCUCUGGGGUGGUGCUGGCUUCAGCAGCGGCAAAGUGUCGUACCUGUGGACCCAAAGAGAUGAGAUGUUCAAAGGCAUCAACCAGACAACAAAGUGGCAGAACCAGAUCCUUCAUCGACUUGCUUUUGAAGGGCAAGUCAGGCCACCAAAACACCCGAGUGCCGCGGCCCGAGACCGCCUUGAAUCAGUGACACCAUGUGACACCAAAUCUCACUAUUCUCACUGUGCUGCAGUGCCCUUGUGUCACUUCGUUGACACAUUGUGUCAACACAUUUCAGGAGCAAUUUGCUGGUGUCACGACCAAACAGUUGGUGCAGGAGGCAUGGGAAAGAUGACGAAAUGUCGCGACUGUAACGACACCAGCCGCAUUUGGAACCUAUGCUGUGAUAAAGGUGAUGACACAGUUGUGUUUGACGUGUAUAUAGAUAUAUUAUAUAAAUAUAGAAUGGGCUAG